GCCAAUCGCGGGUCUCGGGGCCGCCGGCCGCGCCGGGGCCGAUUGGUCGUCUAUAGGAACGCGUCUGCCUGGGGGCGGGGCUUCGGGUGGGCUCCGCCAGGCCGGGACUCCGGGACACGGGCGGGUUCGGAGCCGGGCGCUCAGGACUUUGUUCAGUGGGUUGAGAAGGAUCAAGCAGGCCUUGUGAAUCAUAAGAGUCUAGAGAUUUUAGAGCGGCCCAUUUGAGAAGGAAGACUUCAAUUCUGUUGUGAAAUCCCUACACAAGAGGUUGGAGGGCCCAAUGGCUGCAAAGUCCCAGCCCGACGCUCCCCAAACCAAGAGUCGGGACAGCUUUGCCAACGGUGGGGCUGCCACUCAGGGGCAGUGGGGCCGUGCCUGGGAGGUGGACUGGUUUUCGCUGGCCAGCGUCCUCUUUCUGCUGCUUUUGGCCCCUUUCAUCGUAUACUACUUCAUCAUGGCGUGUGACCAGUACGGCUGCUCCCUCACUGCCCCCGUGGUGGACCUCGCCACCGGGCGCGCUCGUCUCGCAGACAUCUGGGCCAAGACGCCGCCCGUGACAAAGGAAGCGGCCCAGCUCUACGCCUUGUGGGUCACGUUCCAGGUGCUUUUGUACUCGGCGCUGCCUGACUUCUGCCAUAAGUUCCUGCCCGGCUACGUGGGAGGCGUUCAAGAGGGCGCCGUGACCCCCGCAGGGGUUAUUAACAAGUAUGAAAUCAACGGUCUGCAGGCGUGGCUCAUCACGCACCUUCUCUGGUUUGCAAAUUCGCACUUCCUGUCGCUGUUCUCCCCCACCAUCAUCUUCGACAACUGGAUACCGCUGCUGUGGUGCGCCAACAUCCUCGGCUACACGGUUUCCACCUUCGCAAUGAUCAAGGGCUACUUCUUCCCCACCAAUGCCAAAGACUGCAAAUUCACGGGCAAUUUCUUUUACGACUACAUGAUGGGCAUUGAGUUUAACCCCCGAAUCGGGAAGUGGUUCGACUUCAAGCUGUUUUUCAACGGACGCCCUGGGAUCGUUGCCUGGACCCUCAUCAACCUGUCCUUUGCAGCCAAGCAGCGGGAGCUCUACGGCCAAGUGACCAAUGCCAUGGUCCUGGUCAACGUCCUGCAGGCCAUCUACGUGCUGGACUUCUUCUGGAACGAAGCCUGGUACCUGAAAACCAUUGACAUCUGCCACGACCACUUUGGGUGGUACUUGGGCUGGGGGGACUGCGUCUGGCUGCCGUACCUCUACACGCUGCAGCCCGUCCAGGCCGCGCUCAACACGAUGGACGUGCCCCUCGUCUGCGACUACGGCUCGGGCUUCAGCAAGGUGGGCUUUGCGGGCACGGAAACCCCCCUGGCCGUGUUCCCCACCCUCCUCGGGAAACUUCGACACGACAAUCCGCUGGUGGGGAUGGGCGAGGAGGACUGGUUCCUCGGAGACGAGGCUCAGCAUAAGCGAGGGGAACUUAGCCUACAAUAUCCCAUCUCCCGGGCAACCGUCACGAACUGGGCCAACAUGGAGAAGAUAUGGCAUCACUCCUUCUACCAGGUGCUCCGCGUCGCCCCGGAGCAGCAUCCUCUCAUGGUGACGGAGCCGCCUUUAAACACAAUGUCCAACAAAGAGAAGAUGUCACAGAUCCUGUUUGAGACGUUCAACGUGCCCGCCCUGUACUUAGCCAACCUGGGAGUCCUUUCUCUAUACGCCUCUGGCCAGACCUCCGGAACAGCCAUUGAGUCUGGAGAAGGAAUGACGUACUUUGUGCCCAUCGUUGAUGGCUGUCCUUUGCAUCAGUCAACCAUCCAGACGGACAUGGCAGGCCAAGACCUAACCUCGUAUCUCCUGCAACUAUUGACAGACGGUGGGCACUCGUUGGUGAGCACAGGCGACCGGGAGCACGUCCGGAGCAUAAAAGAACAAUACUGCUACGUGGCUUUGGACUUUGACAAGGAAAAAGUAAAAACGGACGCGCCUUCCUACGCCCAGAAAGUUCAGCUGCCCGAUGGCCAGGAGGUCACCCUCGGGCAGGAGAAGUUCUUCUGCCCCGAAGUGCUUUUCCAGGCGGACCUCAUGGGGAGAAACGACCUGGGCAUCCAUAUGAAGGCCUUCCAGAGCAUCAGCUCCUGCAGCCCCGCCCUCUGGAAGAUUCUCUUCGGCCACAUUGUCUUGUCUGGAGGUACCGGCUCCUGUUCCGGCCUGCGGUUCCGGAUGCAGAGAGAAAUAUCCGCCCUGGUUUCCCCUACAAUUAACGUGAAGGUAUCCACCUGCCCCAACUCCACGUACGGCGCCUGGGUGGGGGGUUCCAUCCUGUGCUCGCUUUCCACCUUCAAGGACAUGUGGGUCACCAGCCAGGAGUAUAAGGACAUCGGUUCCUCUGUCAUCAGCAGGAGAAGCUUCUGAUUUGUGGCUUUGUGGAUGCCAUCUUCUGGCCCACCGAUGCCAACUCCACCUUGGCCGGGCUGAUCAGUGCUGAGAACCAGCUCGAACGUGAGGGUGGCCAGUCCUCCCCGGACUUCCAUCAACCUGGUCAAUAAAGGACAGACAGUCUGGGC
Felis catus (domestic cat) is the source of this 2535-nucleotide messenger RNA. RefSeq names its product 7-dehydrocholesterol reductase (gene DHCR7). Gene Ontology annotation, biological process: cholesterol biosynthetic process; brassinosteroid biosynthetic process. The record is from RefSeq and is a predicted model, not a curated record. NCBI's taxonomy places the organism in Eukaryota, Metazoa, Chordata, Mammalia, Carnivora, Felidae. The transcript is spliced from 16 exons. Bases 281 to 2383 code for a protein of 700 amino acids. Gene Ontology annotation, molecular function: 7-dehydrocholesterol reductase activity. Gene Ontology annotation, cellular component: endoplasmic reticulum membrane.